AUAAUCAGUUCUUUUUGAGUACUGGAGAUAGAUAAUAAGCGAUCAGCGCCAUUUAUAAAUGCCAAAAAAUAGGAAAGAUUUCGCGUUCAGUGCUUGCUUUUCACAUGAUGAGUUGUUGGGUGCACUUUUGGUUCAAGUGGAAAAAUCGGUUUUCUUUGGUGUUGCCUUCCUGUUUGCUAUCUAAAUGGCAGAACUAGAGGCGAAGAUGUAACUUUUGCCAGAGAGCUUGGCGCUACCCAUAAAAUUGACGGAUAGUAAGCGCACGUGUUUCUGCACCAUCUUUUCAAUGCGUCCACCUUGCAUCGAUCGUCUGGACUAGGAAGAUAUUUUUUUCACCAAAUGAAUAUAAGGCUUAGACUAAAUUCAAUUUCUGUGGGAAUAUCGCCUUCAUUUUCAAGUAAGGUAGUACGCAUGAAGACAAUUCCUACAGAACCGUUCUUAUUGUGAACGUUGUUGUGAUAAUGAUCGGAAAUAUUGAAAAAUUUCCUUUGCUGUAAUGUAGUGUGAAUUCAAGUCAAUGUUGAAAAUAGAGGAAAGCUUCUCUUCUAAUCUAUGCGCAUGCGUCAAGAAGCCUAAGAGAUGAAGACUUUAAACAAAAAGAAAGUUUCCUGUAGAAAUCCAUUUUUGCUUCAUUUCGAGUUUGUAUUGCCACGAGAACAAAUGUUUAAGUAGAUUCCCACCUGCGGCGAAAUAUUCUUUACGCGGUUUAUUUAAUCCUGACUUUUCCAAAGAGUUUUCCACUUGUUAUUUUAAAACUACAUCAACAUCAAGAGUUUAGUGCUGGGCGAAAGCGGUCACGACCAGUAUUUCAUCCCCGAAUUUAACAUGGUUAGGCUGUGGUGGUGUAUUCGUCGCGAUCCAGUGCAUAAUUAAAUGAAUUAACCUUGUGAGAGUUCAUUCAUACAAGUUAAUUAAAUCUUUGGAAAUUCAAUUUUUCAGAGGAAUAAAGAAAAGAAUAAUAAGGUGAUUGUGCUUCUGUGCCGAAUUGCGAGUUGAGAGUGCUGACACCAAUCCUAAUUAGGUUGGGUUUCAGAAGUUUAAAGUGGAUACAGUGUGCACUAUAACGAAGAAAGUUUUCAAAUGAAGUGAAAAAAUAGCAUUUUUCGGCAUAGUCCUCCACAUUGUACCUAGUGCGGGGAUUUUCUGCGGUGAAAGUCUUCAGAGCUUUCGUGAGUCAUUCGAUAGGACUGUCAAUUACUCUGUUCAAAUCUGACGGCGAAAUACACAUUCACGGAAAGUAUACAUAGUUUCCUUCUGUUCUACGAAUGUAGAAUCCCAACUUUUUAGUCUUCUAGAAGUGCUCGCGGAACUUUGUAAUGAUGUGCUCGCUUGAACAAUUAUUGGAAUAUAUUCAUGACGUUGAAGCUGUACGAUAAAGUUAACAUGGACGAAUUAUCAGAAAACUUCAAGAACAGGAAACAUAGGUUCAAAGCUUAUAUUUGGCUAACGUAGCAUGACUUAAUUUGUGGACAUUAUUGGACAGUUAAAUUUAAGAUGAUCUUUACCGGGGCCCAUGGCCGUAGAAAGGCUGAGCAUGAUCAUCUCCGUAAUCAGGAGAAGCUACGGCAAUUUCGCAAUGCAAACCGCGAGUCACGGUACAAACACUUAGCCAACCGCCACGACUGGAAUGAUUCAAAUUACGACGGAUAUUACAAUCGUGAAAAUUCACCAUUAUUAAAAUCCCCCAACAGGCGAGGAUCCCGGGAAGAUACUGGGCAACAGCUCCACCAAAAAACACGUGCCCGAAGUAUUACCAGGCGCCGUGGUGCUGUUAAGCAGCCAAGAUACAUUUUUUACAAAUAAUAGAACACACGUAAUAAAUGGCCACAAAUUUGUCGCAAAAUUCUUCCGGCAACCCACAUUUUGCGCAUUUUGCAAGGACUUCCUAUGGGGAUUUGGCAAGCAAGGAUAUCAAUGCA
Messenger RNA from Hermetia illucens (black soldier fly), 1919 nucleotides. RefSeq lists its product as uncharacterized. Lineage: Eukaryota; Metazoa; Arthropoda; Insecta; Diptera; Stratiomyidae. The record is from RefSeq and is a predicted model, not a curated record. The coding region runs from base 1495 to 1803 and encodes 102 amino acids. The transcript has 4 exons.